Messenger RNA from Eleginops maclovinus (Patagonian blennie), 1919 nucleotides. Its product is annotated as cytochrome b5. Gene Ontology annotation, cellular component: membrane; intracellular membrane-bounded organelle. The record is from RefSeq and is a predicted model, not a curated record. Lineage: Eukaryota; Metazoa; Chordata; Actinopteri; Perciformes; Eleginopidae. The coding region runs from base 258 to 734 and encodes 158 amino acids. The transcript has 5 exons. Gene Ontology annotation, molecular function: heme binding.
CACAUGUCUGAUGACCUGAUGUACCCGGAUGUACCGGGUUAGGUUUUUUUUCUAGUUCCUUACAUUUUGUAACGUUAGCGUAUAUGUGGAUUUUGUUUGUCAUCUCGCCUCUACUGUGUCAUCAGAAGCCUUUUUUUGCACGGGUAACCCACUAGCUUACUACACGUAGAGCUACACCCGUAACUGUAAACAUAAGAGAGCGUUAGCUUGCUGCUCUGUCGGUGUAUUAUAGUAGUUCCAUCAACCUUUGCGUUAAAAUGGGUGAGGAAAUGAACGAUAAUUCCUUGGGCAGCGGACCUUCUAAUGACACUGCUGCUGAAGAAAACGGCCAAACGGUAGAAGGAGGUGUAAAAUACUACACACUUGAAGAAAUAAGGCUACAUAACACGAGUAAUGACACAUGGCUCAUCAUCCACGAUAAAGUGUAUGACAUCACAAGUUUCCUUGAAGAGCAUCCGGGGGGUGAGGAGGUUUUGAUAGAGCAGGCUGGUGCAGAUGCCACAGAGAGCUUUGAGGAUGUGGGUCACUCCACAGAUGCCAGGGAGAUGCUUGAGCAGUACUUCCUUGGGGAGCUUCACAUGGACGACAGAUUAAAGCAGAAGCCAAAAGACGAAAAAUUCAAUGAAUCAGGAGAGUCCAGCAGCUCCUGGACCACAUGGUUGAUACCGGCAAUUGUCGCGACUGUCGUUGGUGUUGUGUAUCGUUUCUACGUGGUUGAACACAAGUCUUCUUGAGUGUUGACAUCGUUUUUCAUCUCAUUAUUUUCAUCUGGAGGCCUUGAAAUGUUUGACCAAAACCUCCUCAUACUGAACCUACAAAACUGGGAGUCUCUGCAACAAAAUGAGGUCAGCAGAUUGUCCUUUUCCAUCUACAAAGAGUUCACCAAUCAGAGUUUAUAAAGGGCAGCCCUCAUUGAAUUGUCUGCUUUUAGUAUAUUUGUUUUUCAUUGUCACUAUGCCUGUUGUCAUUAAUGUUUAACAUUGUCGUUAACUUGCAACAUAAUUUCACUGAUAGACAAAAUGGAAACAUUGAAGGAGAUGUUAGUAUGCAAAAUGGUAAUGAGAUUAGGAUACAUUUACCUUGACCUUACUUUUUACACUGAAACAUCACUUGCGAUGCAUUUUGUUAGUUUUGAAUAAAGUGAACAUUGUUACAGCUGCCUUACUUUUAUUUCGGAAUCUGGAGUUUAUUUCAUUUUUGGGAAAUAGUGGUGAGUUAUAUUGCAUCAAUAAUUAUUUAAGGUUAAUUGUAUUCUGACAUGUCCUAUUUUUUACACUUCUACUAUCAGGAAUUUGUGAAAAUGUUCAAACUGCCGGAUCCUGAAAUUAAUGUAGUGUCUAAUACAAUGAUAUUUUAUUGCCCAGAAAUAAUAGCUGACAGUGAAUAACCUGAAGACGAAUUGUGUUUUUUCAUUGUUCUGUUUUAAAAUGUUGUUUCUUACUAUGCCAUUUGUUAUUUAACUGCUGCUUUUGCAAACAUUUGUUUCAAUGUAAUGCAUCUUAAAUGUAUAUUCUAGGAAAGUACUAAUCGCCAGAGGUUAUAAAUUGUAUUAGAGGAAAUCUGGUGUGUGUUGCAAGCCACAGUGCAUACAUAUUUAAUAUAUAUAUAUUUUAGUUGCUUUUACAAUACAAUACGUUUGCUGUUCAUGUUUUGGCACUGCAGAAUAUAUAAUGGUAGAUGCAGUAUAGCAUUUGUAGAAUCACUCCUUUUUAUUGAACAUAUACUGAAACAGGCAACUAUUUAUCAUCUGUCAUUUCACAAAAGUUAAACAUUUCUGGACAUAACUUGCUAUUUCCUCAUGUGAUAACAAACAAGUGCAGCAGAAUCUAGUUGGUUGACAUCAGAGAUAAACAUUUUCCAUCUUUCAAUUUGUACUUCCUGUCAUUAAUGACCUCUUUGAAUAAAAUCUUUCAAAACAA